CUGGCUGUGUGCAUGUGGAAAGGAGGGACUCUUUAUAAGUGCACGUGUAAUUGGAUGCAUUGCAGUGAGUAAAAUAAUAAAAUAAUUGAUCUCAACACCUUAAAUUAAUUCCCAUUCAACAUAAUAAGUAGAAUCAUAAAUUCCUGUUUGUCUUAAGUAAAAAAAAGAAUCCUAAUCAUGCUAUUGGGAAACCAUUUAGCAUUGGAGGUGAAUAAAAAAUAAAAAUAAAAUUCAUUCAUUUAAAAACAAUCAUAUGUUUACAUGAUACAAUUUUGAGAGAAGCUUUCCCACAUGGUGGAGCAAUAAACAAAUCAUUAUUUAAUAAAGGCAAUUCUUUAAUACAGGUUAACAGCCCAAAGUGAUUUCCAAGUCUGAUCAAGGCCAAACAUGGAACAUAUUGCAGUAAGAAAGAAGACGCAAGAAACUUUUCAGAAACGAAGCUUUUUUUAAUUUUUCAAAUGCAGGAAAAUGAAUAAAAUGUCAAAUGGAUUAUAGCAUAAUAACCGAUCUAUCCAAACUUUAGUUUUGGAUUAAACGUCAUAAUAAUUUAUUUAUAUCGCUUUCAUUUUGCAGGACUUUUCUCCACGUGUCGACACAAUAUUUCAACACUCGUGAAGAUCUUUAUUUUAUUUGAAAGGAAACACACCAGUUGGGCUGAAGAAAGUCCGCUUAUCUUCUAAACCUGAACUAUGUCUUAACUUUUUAGCGUCAAAAUCACUCAGCAUCAUGACAGGUAGCCAAUGGCAGCGCCUGGUCGCACGAGCCCGCCGCCUCCCCGGCACCGUGUCCCGCGCGCUCAUUGGACAGAGAGGAGAACCACACGAGCCACUCGCGUGCAGUCUCGCGCUCUAUAAAUAAAACGUGGGGCGCUGGAAACAUGAGCCGAGUUGAUGUCAGCUUGUUUUGAGAGACAGAAGUCACCGCAAACAUUUGUUUUCAGUGAACUGCACCGUGGUCUGCCAGGAGAAGGCGGGACCUACCGAGCUGGACUGACUUUUGAUUGUUGUUCAUCUUAUUGUUUUUGAUCAAGUUUUUUAUUCAGACUUUUGAUAAACCUGAAGAUGCCUGCCGGGACUUUAACAUCUCCAUCUUCUGUGGCUGCACCACAGGCGAGAGGAGACGCCACACCUGAGAAACCCCGCACUCUAACAGAGAGCAGAAAGUCCUCUAAACCCAUCAUGGAGAAGCGGAGACGUGCGCGCAUCAAUGAGAGCUUAGGCCAACUGAAGACUCUCAUCAUGGACGCACUUAAGAAAGAUAGCUCCAGACACUCAAAACUGGAGAAAGCAGACAUCCUGGAAAUGACUGUAAAGCACCUGAGGAACCUGCAGAGACUUCAGAUGACCGCUGCUGUUAACACAGAUCCGUCAGUCCUGGGUAAAUACCGAGCUGGCUUCAGUGAGUGUGUGGGUGAGGUCACCCAUUUCCUGUCAACGUGCGAAGGGGUGAACACAGAGGUGAGGACACGCCUCCUUAGUCACUUGGCAGCCUGUGUUACCCAGAUCAGCGCUGUGAACUUCUACACGCCUCACCCAGGUGCUCUGGGACUCGGACAGACAAAUGUCCCUCAGGUGCCCUGCAAAAGCAGCUCAGCAAUGCACGUCUCUUCAGAAGCGCUGAAGAUGUACAGAGGAUUCCAGGUGUUGCCAACGCCGGAUGGACAGUUUGCGUUUCUUGUUCCCAGCACAGCCCUUGUGCCUCUGAGUGCACAGAACAGCCAGCUCAUGUCGCCUGUUGCACCUGCAGUCACCUCAGACUCUGUGUGGAGGCCGUGGUAACUCAUCUGUUGGAAAUGGACUAUCAGACAAUAAUGAAACAAUUUUUUUGUACAUUUUGUAAAUGUUUUUAAAACCUACUUGAGUGGGAUGUUUACACACAUUGUUUUUUUGUAUGUACAUGUAUAUUUGAGGCCUCUUAUCUAGCUGUGACAGGCCUCAGGAGGUCUAGAAAGUCCUUGAAAGGUCUUU
Molecule: messenger RNA, 1967 nt
Organism: Labrus bergylta (ballan wrasse)
Lineage: Eukaryota; Metazoa; Chordata; Actinopteri; Labriformes; Labridae
Product: transcription factor HES-1-B-like
Biological process (GO): anterior/posterior pattern specification; regulation of transcription by RNA polymerase II; Notch signaling pathway
Cellular component (GO): nucleus
Molecular function (GO): RNA polymerase II cis-regulatory region sequence-specific DNA binding; protein dimerization activity; DNA-binding transcription factor activity, RNA polymerase II-specific
Source: RefSeq, a predicted model, not a curated record